Messenger RNA from Morone saxatilis (striped sea-bass), 3460 nucleotides. RefSeq names its product SCY1-like, kinase-like 3 (gene scyl3). The record is from RefSeq and is a predicted model, not a curated record. The coding region runs from base 439 to 2784 and encodes 781 amino acids. Gene Ontology annotation, biological process: protein phosphorylation. NCBI's taxonomy places the organism in Eukaryota, Metazoa, Chordata, Actinopteri, Moronidae. The transcript is spliced from 13 exons. Gene Ontology annotation, molecular function: protein kinase activity; ATP binding.
UUGGUCUUUUACCGGAAGAGUCCGUGUUUACAGCGCAGCUUUGGCUCCACGUUAGCAUCGUUGAUUUGACGAGAAGUGUCUCGGGAUUUCUCUGGCGCUUUUCUAACUUAACAGUCUCACCAUUUUGUAAAAUCACUCGUUUACGUUCGCGCCGCACCGCGAUUGGCAUGAGUGUUAGGAGGCGGAAGUGCUGCCGACAAGCACAACAAUGACAAGCUGGCUAACGUAGCGCCGAGGUUAGCCAGCUAGGCGCCUGACAACAGCAGCUAACUCCUCAGAUAGCAGCGGUACACCAAACACAGCCGAGCAGGUACCAGUAUGUCAACUCCACCCGGCUGCAAGCGGUUCUAUCUGCGCGCUUAACGACUGUCAACCUCGCAUUGACACAUAUUACGUCCCCCCUGUCCCCCACAUUGCCCCCCAGUAACGAGCUCAACCAUGGGAGCGGAGAGCAGCGCGGUGCGGAGCUGUACCCUGGACGAGCCCCUCCUGACCCUGCCCUCCGGACUCACCAUGCAUUCGGCCAUGCUCCAGGAUGGAAAGCCGGCUUCGGUGUUUGUUCACAAGCGGGGGAAUGAAGACAAAGUCAACAAAGCUGCCAAGCACCUGAAGACCCUGAGGCACCCAUGUCUACUGCGCUUCCUGUCCUGCUCAGUGCAGGAUGGCGGCAUCCACCUGGUGACGGAGCGUGUGCAGCCCCUGGAGCUGCUGCUGGACAGCCUCUCCCCAGAGGAAAUCUGCGCAGGCAUCUAUGACCUCCUGCAGGCACUUGUCUUUCUGCACGAGAGGGGCAAAUCGAGCCACAACAACGUCUGCAUUUCAUCUGUGUUUGUCAGUGAAGAUGGUCAUUGGAAACUGGGAGGGAUGGAGACUGUCUGCAAGUUCUCUGAAGCAACACCUGAGUUUCUCUCAAGCAUUGAGAAUGUGAGAGAGGCCACCUACGUUCCUCCAGAAGAGCAGGUUGAGGGCUUUAAAAUGCUUCCAGAGACAAAUGCUCACUCUCGGGACUGUUACUCUUUCGGAAUGAUGGUGGAGACUCUCCUCUCUCUCUUGAAUGGUUGUGUGUCACAGGAGUUGUCUGAUAGUCUGACGAAGACCCUGCAGGCAGGCCUGCUGAACUCUGACCCCUUGUCUCGACCUCCACUCAGCUCCCUGCUGACUCAUGACUUUUUCAGGAAUGACUUUCUGGAAGUGAUGAAUUUUCUGAAGAGCCUGACCUUGAAAUUGGAAGAAGAAAAGAAUGAAUUCUUCAAGUUUCUUCUAGACCGGGUCCAGAGUCUCCCUCAGGAGCUGAUAGCUACACGCCUUGUCCCCAAACUCCUCAACUCUCUCGUGUUUGCAGAACCCAUGGCUGUCAAAAGCUUCCUGCCUCAUCUUCUAAGUCCAAAGAACGAUUCCAGUGAAGAAUGCCUGCUGUCAGUGUCCCUUUACCGGAAACAUGUGAUUCCUCAACUUCUUAAGCUCUUCAAGAUCAACGAGGAACAUGUCCGGAUGGUGUUGCUGGCUCACAUCCACAUCUACGCUGAGUUCUUCUCCCACGAUGAACUCAAAAAUCAGAUCCUACCUCAGGUUUUGUUAGGAAUGAGAGACACCAGUGAUUCUCUGGUUGCCAUGACACUGCAGAGUCUGGCUGUGUUGGUACCUUUGCUGGGGGCUAAAGUGGUUGUUGGUGGAGAGAGAUCCAAGGUCUUUAAACGCACCACACCCAACUUCACCAAGUCUACAGAGGUCACCCCUGAAACUUCGCCUGUCCAUAUAGUUGGAGGAUCUCACCCUCAGAUGGCCCAGCCUUCGAAAGUCUUGAAUUUGUUCCCCAGACCGGCAGGGACUGAAGGCCUGGUCCUGGGUGACUUGGGUAGCUUAGCAGGUAGUAGGAAGACUCCAAGCAGUUACCCCCUAGCUCCAAUAUCAGAUGUCAGUAGACAGAUGUCUCUAUCUUUGAACGGUUUUCGUCAAGAUCGUGAGAUGGAGCCACUGUCAUACAGCCCGGAGCAGGCUGACGGACUGGAAGGCCCAGUAGAAGACUGGCCUGACUGGAGCGACCCUGAAGAGAGCGAGAACAGAGAUGGACAGUCAGUCCAGAUCCGCAUUCAGGCCUCAGCGAGAGUAGAUCCAGUCGGCAGCAGACUGCCGCUCUCACACCCGAACGUGGAACAGGAGCCGUGGGACGACUUUGAGGACACUGAACCUACCUCAGAUCUCUCCCCUACUGCUCCUUUAUCAGACCCAGCUAUACUGUCACUGCCCAGAGGGGGCACUGCUACACCUGUAAAACAUGCUCCUGAAGCACUGAGACAGGGUUCCUCUAAACCCCUCAAACUGACGUCGACACUGCGGCCAUCCACACAGAUUAAGACCACAUGCUCAUGGGACGAUGGCUGGGCUCAAGAAGAGAGUGACUCGGAGAAAACCUACAACCCAUUGAACCCCAAGCCCAAAACUACAGUGCCACAAAAUAAUGGUGGGAUAGGAGGUCUGGGUGAGGAGUUCACCAUUAAGGUGAAGAAAAAAGUAGAGCAAGACCCAGAGCUGGAUUUGUUUGCAGACAUGGUGCCGGUCAUCAAACUGUCCUCUCCGGCUCUGCUGCUACUGGACGAGAGCAGUGUGAAUGAUGCUGGACUGUCCACAGCCUCUUCAGAAAACACGAAAUCUCUGCAGGUUGACUCAUCCAUCGAUAAUGUAAUGCUCACUGCCAAGUUCGCAGCUGCCAACCUGACUGAGAGUGAAACAGAUGGCUGGGGAGAUGGAGAUGAUCUGAACUGGGAGGAUGAAAAUGCCUGGUGAUGACAUUUGAUCCAUCUGGAGCAAAAGACUCGACCACUGGAAAACUCAAAUGCUCAAGUAGCGCCAUCUCACACAGCCUGUGACCUGAAAGUUACUCCAGUUCUGAUUUAACACUAUGAUGCAGUAGGAAGACAAUGAUGGGAUGAGACCUUUUAUAUCCUAUUCUGUUGGUUCCUAGACAUUUGAACUGGAAGCUUAUCAGAUGGUGCUGGACUUGGACAAAUGAAGCCAUUCUUAAUUGUUUGCCAACUGAUGCUAGUCACCUCGAGAUGAAUGAGGAUUUUAAUCAGAGGUGAAAGUCAUCCUGUUUUCAUCUGCUUCUUUAAUUUUUUUUGGUUUUUUCAAUGUGCCAACUUUACUAGUGGCAUGAAGAUCAAGAUACACGUGUCCAAAAUGUGUUAGGUUUGAUUUACAGAAGGCUUGCACUUUGAAUGAAUGUGAAAUAGAAAUUACAUAAUUUAUUAGUAGCUUUUGGUUGCUGGUGAAGUAAAGAUUUUACUGUAUCAAAAAUGACCCUGUUCUGUUUUAUAAGACAUUUGUUAGAUUUACCUUUUAUAAAGUUAUUGCAGUUGUUUAGAGCUACUGACAGCAAGUACUUUACUUUUCAUAACAGAAAAAUCCUCUAUCUAAUAUGGGUACUCAAUAAUAAAACAAAUGUCUUACUGCACAAUAAAAA